Messenger RNA from Apaloderma vittatum (bar-tailed trogon), 957 nucleotides. RefSeq names its product mercaptopyruvate sulfurtransferase (gene MPST). The transcript has 3 exons. The coding region runs from base 55 to 894 and encodes 279 amino acids. NCBI's taxonomy places the organism in Eukaryota, Metazoa, Chordata, Aves, Trogoniformes, Trogonidae. Gene Ontology annotation, molecular function: thiosulfate-cyanide sulfurtransferase activity. Gene Ontology annotation, biological process: transsulfuration. Gene Ontology annotation, cellular component: mitochondrion. The record is from RefSeq and is a predicted model, not a curated record.
GCGGAUUCGGGCAGACCCCAGGAGUCGGGUAGUCUCGGCCAGAACUCAGGAGCGAUGUCGCAACAACUCCUGUACCGUGCUCUGGUGUCUGCGAAAUGGCUUUCAGAAGCCAUCAAGUCCCAGCAAGCUGGUCUGGCCUUGAGAAUUGUGGAUGCGUCUUGGUAUUUGCCGAAGAUGAAGCGUGACCCGAAGCGUGAAUUCGACGAGCGCCAUAUUCCUGGUGCGGUUUUCUUCGACAUCGACCAGUGUAGCGACCGUACUUCGCCUUACGAUCACAUGCUGCCCAAGGCCGAGGACUUUGCUGAAUACGUGGGGAAGCUGGGUGUGGGGAACGAUUCCCAUGUUGUGGUGUACGAUGGCAGCGACCAAGGCCUCUUCUCAGCGCCUCGGGUGUGGUGGAUGUUCCGCGCCUUUGGACAUGAAGCCGUCUCCCUUCUGGAUGGUGGCCUGAAGAACUGGCAGCGAGAGGGGGAUGCGCUGACCUCUGUGAAAACAUACGAGGACGUCUUAGAUAACUUGGAUUCCCACCGCUUCCAGCUAGUGGAUGCGCGCGCUGCAGGACGAUUCCGGGGAGUAGAGCCAGAGCCCCGCGAUGGAAUUGAGCCUGGCCAUGUUCCUGGGUCAACGAACAUCCCCUUCACUGAUUUCCUUGCAGAGUCUGGCUUAGAGAAGACCCCUGAGCAGAUCCGCAGUCUGUUCCAGGAGAAGAAGGUGGACCUCUUAAAGCCUCUGGUGGCCACAUGUGGCUCUGGGGUCACUGCGUGCCAUGUGGCUCUGGGGGCAUACCUGUGUGGCAAACCAGAUGUUGCCGUGUACGAUGGGGCCUGGGUGGAAUGGUACAUGCGGGCACAGCCUGAAAACAUCAUUUCUGAAGGAAAAGGGAAGACAGUGUAAUAAUCUGCUCCAUCUCCCAGCUCUGCAGAUAAUUUGCCUUGAAACAGGAUUUGGAAAAGAUGG